AUGAAUACUGUAAUGAUUUAUUAUAGCAAUGUAAAUUUUUUCCCUGAAUGUAAUAAAAUUAUAAAUGGAUAUUCAUCCAAAUGGAUUGAAGAUGAUAAUUGUGGAGAACAAUUUUUUAAUCGUGUUGGUAUUGAAAAAGACAGUUUUCUCGAAAAAAAUUGUGGCAUUGCUUUGCUCUAUUUAAGCGACAUAGAUUUAUCAAUUAGUAGUCAUAAAAUACCAAGAGAAGCCGGCUAUACAUAUCUAUAUUAUUGGGUGUAUCAUGUUGUUUUCAAAAGUAAUUAUAGUGAGGAUAUGAAAAAAUUUUAUAAAGCAUUGAUUGAUGAUCAUUAUAGAACUUAUAAAUCUAUAAUUUCCAAAUAUAUCGCUGAAGAUAUUUCAAAAGUUAACUUAGAAAAACUCAAAAUUCUAUAUGAUGUGUAUGCAUGUCUUUAUGAUAUAAAAGAAAAUAACGGAUAUCAGAAUGACUCAAUUUUUUGUAGUUCAUUAAAAUAUAUUACAGAAAUAUAUAAUAAAGAAAUGAACCAUCAACUUCAUAAUAUUAGUAAUCCACAUACAUUAAACUCUCACAAAAGUAAUAUGGGAAUUUAUAUUGUAAUUCCUAUUCUUGUAAUAUUAUUAAUUUCCCUCUUUACUCUUACUUUGUAUAAGUACAACAUACAUGGUUCACACUUGCUAGAAAUAAUAAAGAGGAAAAUAAGUACAUAUAGUAAUAUAAAUGAAAAAGGGAAUAAGAUAGGGGAUUCCGAAAUGUUCAUAGGUAUUCAAGGUGAUAGUAGAUAUAAUGUGUUAUAUAAUUAUGAAUAA
This is a messenger RNA of Plasmodium gonderi, 807 nucleotides long. RefSeq names its product variable surface protein. Bases 1 to 807 code for a protein of 268 amino acids. NCBI's taxonomy places the organism in Eukaryota, Apicomplexa, Aconoidasida, Haemosporida, Plasmodiidae. The transcript is spliced from 3 exons. The record is from RefSeq and is a predicted model, not a curated record.